AUGGAAAGUAUCGAACCCGGCCAGACCCCUUUCGCUGCUGUCACGGCCCAGACCUCCAAGCUCCAGAGGAAAUACCAGGCGCUGCUGGAUCAAUCGACCCCCUUCGUCCUAUACCGAUGGAUCAGCACGGCCGUAUUCCUGGGUGUCUUCUUCCUGCGCAUACUCCUCGCGCAAGGCUGGUACAUCGUGGCGUAUGCGCUCGGUAUCUACCUUCUCAACCUGUUUCUGGCAUUCCUGCAGCCCAAGUUCGACCCCUCGAGCGACCUGCUCGAUAAUGAGAUGGAGGACGGGACCGCCGGUGGCCUGCCCACGAAGCAGGACGAAGAGUUCCGCCCGUUUAUCCGACGGCUCCCCGAGUUCAAGUUCUGGCACGAGGCGACCCGCGCCAUCACCAUCGCGUUCCUUUGCAGCUGGUUUGAGGUCUUCAACGUCCCCGUCUUCUGGCCCGUGCUGGUCAUGUACUGGAUCAUCCUAUUUGUUCUUACUAUGCGCAAGCAAAUUCAACACAUGAUCAAAUAUCGAUACGUGCCCUUCUCGUUCGGCAAGGCACGCUACGGAAAGGCCAGCACCUCCUAAGCGCGAGCCCUCAAUGGGCCAUAUAGCCGGCCCGCCGUCAUAUCUCUCUACAGAACGGUGUUCUAGAGAGAGGGGGGGAGGGAAACGCCGGGACGCUCACCAGAUGGCUUCAGUACAUCAUAUGUUCACGAAGAGAAUCGAAGAGAAACGAGAAGAGACGAGUGUGGUAGACGGUGGCGUCGGUUUUUUUUUUAAAGGCUGUACAAAAUUAUGACAUGAGCACCUUGUACGAGGUAUACCGGGCUAAUUGGUGGUCUGUAAUGUUGUGUGUGUGGACUUGUCCGUACGUGGUAAUGUACACGGU
Messenger RNA from Durotheca rogersii, 880 nucleotides. RefSeq names its product retrieval of early ER protein Rer1. The transcript has 4 exons. The record is from RefSeq and is a predicted model, not a curated record. Lineage: Eukaryota; Fungi; Ascomycota; Sordariomycetes; Xylariales; Xylariaceae. Bases 1 to 576 code for a protein of 191 amino acids. Gene Ontology annotation, biological process: protein retention in ER lumen; retrograde vesicle-mediated transport, Golgi to endoplasmic reticulum. Gene Ontology annotation, cellular component: Golgi membrane.